AUGGAAAAAGAAACUAUUGAUAAAUUUUUCUUAAUAUUUACUGCUAUAUCGGCAUUCAUUGCAUUUAUGCUUCUUAUAUUGGUUUUGGUCAAAGACAAAAUUUGUCCACGCAAAUCCAUUUACGUAAAUGGUAUAUCGGAUAGUGGUGCUUACGAUAAUUCCACUUCGAAAUGCCUCAGAAAUGGUUUAUCAUUAACAAUCGAUAUGAAUGAUCUUGAAUACAUCGAUGAUCGAAGUGAACACCUGAUUGCAUCGUCAAUCAUUGUUAAUUCUCUUCAGCAUUCACUAGAUCCAAUAUAA
Messenger RNA from Dracunculus medinensis (Guinea worm), 300 nucleotides. Lineage: Eukaryota; Metazoa; Nematoda; Chromadorea; Rhabditida; Dracunculidae. The record is from the annotation of a GenBank genome assembly.